CAGCUUUGGGUGUCUCUUCUUCUACUGCCACUCGAUACCUCGAUUCUGAUAGGGGUAUCGCUGCUCGGUCGUAUUCGUUUUUUCCACAACAAAGACCGACAUCAUCGCCGCAAUGUCCUCCGAAACCCGCGAUUCUACCCGAAGACAAUUCUCAUCACAGGUGUCGGUACAGCACGAGGGCUGGCGCUUGCAAGGCAGUUUCAUUAUGGUGGCCAUCGAGUGAUUGGCGCUGAUGUGGGCUUGACGCCGAUUCGCUCUGGCGGCAGCAUGUCCAAAGCUGUACAUUGCUGUUACUCGAUCUCCAAGACCCAAUAUGUUUGCAACUUGCUCGAUAUUAUCAACCGAGAGAAAGUUGAUAUCUGGGUGCCUUUCUUAGACCGCGCAACUCCGCUUGAGGAUGGCGUGGCGAAGAGCACCAUCGAGAGCCGCACAUCCUGCAAAUGUGUGCAUUUCAAUGUCGACAGCGUGACUAUUUUCAGCAGAGAUGAUCUCUUCUUGCAGCAUGUCGGAGAGAAGGGGCUAUCCGUUUUCGAAAGACACAAUGUAAAGUCUCGCGACUCUGUCCACCGUAUCCUUAAUGGCUCUCCUAGCAAGAAUUACGUCAUUCAUACAACCAUCAAAGGAGCGAUUCACGAUGCUGUCCUAUUACCGAGACGAACGCCGAGUCAAACAUACUCAGAUGUCAGCGAAUUGCAAAUUACCAAAGAUCAUCCCUGGGUUCUCCAACAACGCGCACGACUGGGCAGUUACUGGGCAGACUUUUUACUAAUUCAGGGCUGUGUUAAGGCGAUGAAGAUCCGCUAUUCCAGUCAAACAUCUGGCUGGCAAGAGUCCAGCUUAAACUCCAGCAUUCACGAGGUAACGAGACAGUUGAUGGAGCGAUUUGCGGAUAAAGGAAAAUCUCAAAUGAGUGGCCAUUUAUCUGUCAAGUUCAUGGUUGACGAGGAGAUCAAACGAAAUACAGUCUGUUAUACUGUUUAUCUUGCUGGCUGUCGUCAAGGGACCGCGGUUUCUCGGUUACUGGAUGAUCCUCCUCCCAACCUUUUCACUUGUUAUUUGGAAAUCCUCCCAACUACGGCCGAUUCGGCCAAUGAAACUGCUCCGGAGUCCUUUGAGAAACGAGCAAAACCGAUAUGGCCAGUGGUUGCAGCCGAGAAGACCACGCGAGGAAUCGAACGAUUUACGUACCCCAUUGAAACCAUCAAUCUAAUGAGCCACAAACUAGGUCUCAGCGAUAUUUGGAACCGAUCUCGAUUUUCUAGCAUCGAUCCACUUCCAUGGUGGUGGCACUUGCACAUUAGCCAGCCUCUGAACGAUCUGGUUUUGAUGGUCAACGGUUCGACCGAGACG
This is a messenger RNA of Talaromyces proteolyticus, 1350 nucleotides long. RefSeq lists its product as uncharacterized. NCBI's taxonomy places the organism in Eukaryota, Fungi, Ascomycota, Eurotiomycetes, Eurotiales, Trichocomaceae. The record is from RefSeq and is a predicted model, not a curated record. The transcript has a single exon. The annotation marks the transcript as partial.